AUGCUAAUAUAUAUUUUGAUCGCGUUAGCAAGUAUAAUAUGUUAUUUUUGGUACUAUUAUUUGACAAGAACAUUUAACUAUUGGAAAUCAAGAAAUGUAGCCGGACCAAAACCGGUUCCACUGUUCGGUAAUUUACAAGAAUCUGCUUUGAGGAGAAAGAAUAUUGGAGUGGUUUUCCAUGAGAUUUAUGAUGCGUAUCCCAAUGAGAAAGUAGUCGGAGUGUUCAGGAUGACAACUCCAUGCUUACUACUUCGUGACCUUGAUGUGAUCAAACAUGUUCUGAUAAAGGAUUUCGACUACUUUUCUGAUCGAGGAGUUUCGUUCAGCGAGAAAGGCUUGGGAAAUAAUUUAUUCCAUUCUGACAGUGAUAAAUGGCGGGUAUUAAGGAAUCGAUUCACGCCAAUUUUCACCUCCGGAAAACUUAAGAAUAUGGUUUAUUUACUAAGCCAGCGGGCAACUAAGUUCAUCGAGUUUGUCGAUGACAUUUGUCAGAAGCAAAAAGAACAUGAAGUACACUCUUUAAUUCAAAAGUACACAAUGGCGACAAUCUCAGCAUGUGCAUUUGGCUUGGACGUCGAUACAAUUAGUGAUACUCAUAAUUCCGUUUUCACAAAGAUCGAUAAGAUUAUGUUCACACCGACAUAUAUUGAUGAGUUAGACAUGAUGUAUCCCGGAGUUUUGAGAAAAUUAAAUAUCGAGCCUUUUCCCGAAGAAGUGCAGGACUUCUUUGAGCAACUAGUUAAAACCGUUAUAGAUCAGAGAAAUGGUAAACCAACAAAUAGAAAAGAUUUUAUGGACUUGAUUUUGGAAUUGAGGGAAGAACGAAAAAUCCAAGGUCCAAAGAGAACCGAGGAGGAAAAUGAAAUGGCUUUAGAAUUAACAGAUGAUAUAAUUGCUGCACAGGCUUUUUUAUUUUAUGCAGCUGGGUAUGAAACGACUGCUUGCACAAUGGCUUUCAUGUUGUAUGCAUUAGCGAAAAAUCCCGACGUUCAAAAUAAAGUGAUCGCUGAAGUAGACAGAGUACUCGCAAAAUACGACGACAAGCUAUCAUUUGAAGCUCUAAACGAUUUGAAAUAUAUGGAAAAAGUAUUCUAUGAGACUCUAAGGUUUUAUCCCUUAGUUGAGCCAUUACAAAGGAACGCAAAAAGGGAUUACAAGAUCCCCGGGAUGAAUGUGACGGUGAGAAAGGGUCAAAUGGUACUCAUAUCACCUUUAGGCAUCCAGCACGAUGAAAAGUAUUUCCCAAACCCGGAAAAAUUUGAUCCCGAAAGAUUUUCUUCUGAAAAUUCAAGUGGCCGCCAUAUCUGUGCAUACCUAUCAUUUGGAACUGGUCCCCGGAGUUGCAUGGGUAUGCGGUUUGCUAAAUUACAAGCAUUGGUUUGUUUAGCGAAGUUCUUUUCAAAAUUUCGAGUUGAAGCAUCAAAAAGAACCUUGCCCGCCAUGAGGUUCGUUCCUCGACGAUUCCUUGUGGCUGCCGAAGGUGGAAUUUAUUUGAAUAUCAUACCGAGGGAUAUUUGA
Parnassius mnemosyne (clouded apollo) is the source of this 1518-nucleotide messenger RNA. Lineage: Eukaryota; Metazoa; Arthropoda; Insecta; Lepidoptera; Papilionidae. The record is from the annotation of a GenBank genome assembly.